AUGCUUAAUAGUGCAGGGUGUCAUAUAUAUCAUCAAAUUAUUAAUAGUGAUAUCUUGGAAUUAUUAAAUGAAAAUAAUAAUGAUAAGUUUAUUUAUUAUAUUUUUGAACGGUUACGACGAUUUACAAUUUUACCAGAAAAUAUUUUUCUUCCACUUCAAUAUGAAUUAUCUACUCUUAAAAAUUCUUAUUAUGAUUUCUAUCUUGAUAGUACGAUUUAUGAAAUGGAUAAAACUUGGAUAAAUUAUGUUCGAAUUCCAUGGUUUUGUUUUACACCAACACGUCUUAUUGUGAAACCAUUUAAAUUUAUGCGAUCAAAUCGAGUAUUUCGAUAUAUACCCAAUGUAAGUCAAUCAAUGUCUUUAGUAGAAUUUCGGGAUGAUACAGGAUCAGCAUAUUUAUCAAAAGAACUUGUCCCAUUCUUGAAACAUUAUCUUGAAAAUGGAUUUUGGUUUGGUAAUCGUCAUUAUAUUUAUUUGCAUCAUGCACAAUCACAAGUACGUCAAAAGCAAUUUUACUUUUAUUGUGAAGAUAAAGGUAAAAUGACACGUGAAACACUUGAAUCAUGGAUGGGUAACUUUGAUGAUGAAAAAUUACCAGCAAAGAAUACUGCUCGAAGAACACAACCAUUUUCGAGUACAGAAGAGACCAUUGAAAUUGAUAAAAAAUUAGUUGAUAUUAUUCCUGACUUAAAGACAUCUGAUGGAAAAUAUAAUUUUACCGAUGGCGUUGGACAAAUUUCAUCCGACUUAAAUGACAUGAUCCAUAAAUCAAUCGGUAUUAAUGUUGAGAAGGGAGAAUAUGUUUCAAGUGUCCUUCAAAUUCGUUAUGGAGGUUGUAAGGGCACUAUUGCUAUAAAUCCACAACUGAAUGGAAAAAAGAAACAAUUGUUAAUUCGACCAAGUAUGAAUAAAUUCAAGUGUGAACAUCAAAUACUUGAACUAUGUAAACGUUCACUUAGACUAACAAGAGCUCAUAUUCAUGUACCGAAAGCACGUUAUAUGUUUGGCAUCGUUGACGAAUAUAAAGUACUCAAAGAAGGACAAAUUUUUAUUCAAAUUACUGAUGAAGAUGGAAAUAAAACUAUUUUGGAAGGACCCGUUGCUAUUACAAAAAAUCCAUGUCAUCAUCCAGGAGAUUUACGUGUUUUUGAAGGUGUUAAUGAAAAGUCUCUCCAUCAUUUAUAUGAUGUUUUAGUAUUUCCUCAACAAGGUUCACGACCACAUGCCAGUGAAAUAUCUGGAUCAGAUCUAGAUGGUGAUGAGUAUACUGUUAUUUGGGAUCCAAAACUCGUACCUACUUCACCUAAUCCAACUCCAUACGAGUAUGAUUCUGGACCAAGUCCAAAACCUCUUAAUCGUGUUGUAACGCGCCAUGAUCGUUUAAAAGUUAUAUUGGAUAUUUGUGAACAAGAUAAUUUAGGUCGUUUGAGUAAUAUUCAUCUUGUUCUUGUCGAUCAGCUCGGUAUUGACAGUCAAGAAGCUAUUUCAUUAGCUGCUGGAUUAAGUCAAGAAUUAGAUAGUGUAAAAUCAGGUCAACAUCCUUAUGUAUCAGAUCAAAUUAAGGACAUUGUUAACACAGCUGGUACAACUCGACCUGAUUUUAUGCAAAUAUCUGAUUAUGAAGUGUAUCAAUCUCAGAAAAUACUUGGAAAAUUAUUUCGAAGUGCUCAUCAUUUAAAUAAUAGAUUUAAAAAUACAUUUUCUAAUGAUAAUAAUGAAAUUAGCCUUGAUAGAAAUCUUCUUCACAAAGGUUAUGAAGAAUAUAUUGAUGUUGCACAAAGUCUUUACAAACGAUAUCAACUUGAGAUGUUAGAAGUUAUUGGAUCUUAUGGAUUUUCUAAUGAAAUUGAUCUCUUUUGUUGCAUUGAAUCAUGUAAUAUGAAAGCCAAUGAAAGAAGUGAUAUCCAACAAACAGCACAACAAUUAUUAAAAGCAAUUUUUCAAAAUAUUCGAAAGAGUUUUAAUAAUGAUCUUAUAUCAUAUCAUAAAGUAAAAGCUAAAGCAGCUGCUUGUUAUUACGUAGCAUAUACUGAUAAAAGUGGUAAAGAUAAACGUAUGUUGAGUUUUCCUUUGUUAUUUGCUGCUCCACUUCUUGUCAAUUAUUCUGCUGCUUCUGAAGAUAAAGAAACUAAUGAUUUUAUGAAAUCUAUGUUCGAUUCAAAUUCAAAGUUGUAUCAUUACCUUAAAAAACAAUUACCUUCUUUAAUGAAUCUACUUCCGAACGGCAAACCAUUUACUUGUAUAAAACUUUUGGAAAUAUGUUUUGAAAGUGCAUGUGCUAGUAAUGAUGAACAAAUGAUUAAUUGUGCCCAAACACUUAUUGAAAUAUUGAUUGCAAUAAGUCAUUCUGACUGA
Messenger RNA from Rotaria sp. Silwood1, 2355 nucleotides. Lineage: Eukaryota; Metazoa; Rotifera; Eurotatoria; Philodinida; Philodinidae. The record is from the annotation of a GenBank genome assembly.